CAUGGGCGGCCCGCGGACCUGGGCGCUGCUCUGCCUGGGGCUCCUGCUCCCGGGAGGCAGCGCCGCGUGGAGCGUCGGGGGAGCCCCGUUCUCCGGACGCAGGAACUGGUGCUCAUAUGUGGUGACCCGCACCAUCUCAUGCCAUGUGCAAAAUGGCACUUACCUUCAGCGAGUGCUGCAGAAUUGCCCCUGGCCCAUGAGCUGCCCAGGGAACAGCUACAGAACCGUGCUGAGACCCACAUACAAGGUGAUGUACAAGACAGUGACCGCCCGAGAGUGGAGGUGCUGCCCCGGGCACUCCGGGGCUAGCUGCGAGGAAGUUGCAGGCUCCUCUGGCUUCGUGGAGCCCAGGUGGUCGGGCAACGCCAUGCGGCGGAUGGCGCUUCGGCCCACAGGCUUCUCAGGUUGUCUUAACUGCAGCAAAGUGUCUGAGCUGACGGAGCGGCUGCAGGUGCUGGAGGCCAAGGUGGCAGUGCUGACAGUCACCGAGAGAGCAGUGCCCCCGACACCAGCUUCCCCCGAGGACCCCGCCCCCCGAUGGGGCUCCCCAGCUGCUCAGGGUAGCCACGAGGAUGGAGACCUUCAAGGGCUACCGGGAGCCAGAGAAAACACGAGGGCCCCACUGCUCCCUCGAGAUGAUCGAGUUGGUACCCAGGGACUUCCUGGGUCCAUUGGCCCCAAGGGAGACAUUGGCAGCCGGGGCCCAAUGGGGAUGAGAGGCCCACCAGGUCCACAGGGUCCCCCAGGGAGCCCUGGCCAGGAUGGAGCUGUGGGUAUUCCUGGAGAGAGGGGACCUCCAGGCCCACCAGGGCCUCCUGGUCCCCCUGGUCCCCCAGCCCCUGUUGGACCACCCCAUGCCCGGAUCUCCCACAAUGGGGACCCAUUUCUGUCCAACACCUUCACUGAGACCAGCAGCCACUGGCCCCAGGGACCAGCUGGACCCCCAGGGCCCCCAGGGCCCAUGGGUCCCCCUGGACCUCCUGGUCCCAUGGGCAUCCCUGGGAGUCCUGGACAUAUGGGACCCCCAGGCCCCACUGGACCCAAAGGAAUCUCCGGCCACCCAGGAGAGAAGGGUGAGAGAGGACUGCGUGGGGAACCUGGCCCCCAAGGCUUCACGGGGCAGCCGGGAGAACCUGGCCCCAAAGGAGACCCUGGUGAGAAAAGCCACUGGGGGGAGGGGUUGCACCAACUACGCGAGGCUUUGAAGAUUUUAGCUGAGAGGGUUUUAAUCUUGGAAACAAUGAUUGGGCUCUAUGAACCAGAGGGGUCAGGGGCAGGCCCUGCCGGCACGGGUACCCCCAGCCUCCUGCGGGGCAAGAGGGGAGGACACGCAACCAACUACCGGAUCGUGGCCCCCAGGAGCCGCAACGAGAGAGGCUGAGGGCAGAGGCAGCCCCUCCGGGUGGGCCGGGCCAGGCUUCUCUUCCCAGCUUGGACUAAACCAGCUGCCUCCAGGGACCGCCUGUCCAUAUUUAUUAAUGUCUUCAGGGUCCUUUUUGCCACCUAGGCCUUUGAGGGAGGAAGUCUAGGUCCUGGUACCCUAUGCACAUCUGAUUCAUGAGGCUGAGCAGGGACUGAGGCCUGAGGGAGAGGUGGCCCAGGUGAGAGGUGAGGCCUUGCUCUGGGUCCUGGGCCUGUUUCCCUCUGUGAAAUGGGGUGAUGCAGGCCUAUGGGGAGGGGAUGGCAGGUUUGCAGUUUCUGUCUUCCCAUCAGCUGCCCAGGUAUCCAUGCCUGCAGGCACUGAGGGAGCUGGGGUUCUGCCCAGCCCUGGGCACAUGCAGGGAUGAUGAGGGAGGGCAGUCUCACCUCCCUUCUUCCCCAUCAAAACUCAGAGGAGCCCACCUGUGCUCCUCUCCUUGUUUUUCGGUGCUGAGUUCUCAACCUUGAGGUCAAGCUGCCUGGUCUUACAGGACUUUGGGAGCUCCUUGCCUCAGUUCUGUCCCGAGCCCCCAGCCCCUCCCAUGUCCCAGGUGGGGAGUCCGGGCAUGGAGAGGGAUGGGCCACCUGCUCCCACAAAGCUUGUGACAGACACCAGGAGGGAGGUGUCUACCAGCCAAUAAAGGCCCUCAGCCUGAAUUUCCCCCAGCCUGGUCUCAGUGUGUGCUCAGACGGGGGACAGUGGGACAGGAACAGGGCCCUCUUCUCAGUGGCCUCCAUUGCCCACCUGCAAAGCAGGUCUGAGGCUGGCCUCAUAGGGCUGAGGGGACCAGGCUCUAUUGGCCAUCACCUGGGACAUGGAGGCAGAGCACAGGCUCAGUCCACCACCACCCACCCCCAACCCAGGUGUCCAACAAUGGCUGUGCUAGGGGAGCAAGGAGCUGCAGAGACCUCAGAGCAUCUUCUAGACUGGGUGACCUGCAGCUUCCCCUGAGCCUGUUUUCUCACAUGAGGAAAUAAGACUGGUGGUGUGCCCCUCAGGCUUCCCGGUCCGUUUCUGGACCCUAGCUGGUGACCAAUAACAGGGUCAGUCUCCAGGUGACUAGAAUGUAAGCUGCUCCAGGAUAUAAAGCCCCCUGCUCUGCCCCUCAAAGUUCAACUUCCCAGAUGACCCUCUGCCUUACCUCUACCCCGGGCCCAUCAGCAACUCACACCCAUGCCCCACUCUCUGCCUUCUUAGAUCUGUCUACACACCUCUCCUCUCUGGGAAGGGGCAAGGACUGAAAGGGGCCAGGAGGGAGGAGCUGCUGCUUCAAAGCUGAGGAAGCUUCUCCCCCACCACACCUCCACCCAUUGCUGCCUGCCCACGGGGUCCAGCAGUGCACAGCCACCAGCCACUGAGCCUGCUCAGGGCCAGGCCUAGGAGACUGACUGAAAUGGCCCGUCCCUCAGGGUCACUGGGGCCUGUGGGCAGUGAACGGAUGGUAUUCCUGGGGAAUCAGGGAAGGUUUCCUGGACUGCAGUCUGAUCUCUGAUGGCUGAGACCUGAGGAUGGGUGAAAACUAGCUGGGAAACAAGUGAUGAAGAAUGUUCCUGGGCAGUGGGUCCAGCCCAGCAGAGGCCCAAGGUGGAAGACAGAGCUUCCUGGAGGAAGAGGCUGCAUGGUGCAGGAAC
Messenger RNA from Pteropus alecto (black flying fox), 3051 nucleotides. It is a transcript of the gene EMID1, whose product is annotated as EMI domain containing 1. The transcript is spliced from 16 exons. The record is from RefSeq and is a predicted model, not a curated record. Bases 2 to 1381 code for a protein of 459 amino acids. NCBI's taxonomy places the organism in Eukaryota, Metazoa, Chordata, Mammalia, Chiroptera, Pteropodidae. Gene Ontology annotation, molecular function: protein binding.